AUGGCAGCCUCCACGGCGAAGAAAGAAGGCAGUAUGUUUUCAAUAAAGUAUGUGAAGCGAUUCCUCUUUGAUCCAGAUUUUUCUUGGAUGAUUAUGAUUCUGCUACUUCUGGCCGAGGUUGCUGUCAAUUUUGUCGUGAUUAACAAAAUCAAAUACACAGAAAUAGACUGGAUUGCAUACAUGCAGGAAGUUGGAGGUGUCCUGAACGGCACAUACGACUACAUGAAGCUGAAAGGCGAUACAGGACCACUUGUGUACCCAGCAGGGUUUGUGUACAUCUACAGCUUGUUUUACUAUGUGACUGAGAAGGGCACAGACCUCAAGACUGGACAGUACAUCUUUGCGGCCUUGUACAUGCUGACACUGCUUGUCGUCUUCGAUAUCUACAGACACACCAGAAAGGUGCCUCCAUACAUGUAUGUGUUCAUGUGCUGCACAUCGUACAGGAUACACUCCAUCUUCAUCCUGCGACUCUUCAAUGAUCCGGUUGCCAUGUUGUUGUUAUAUGUGGCGGUGGCCCUCUUCCUUCGUGAUCACUGGAUGCUGGGCUGCCUUUUUUACAGCCUGGGCGUAUCUGUAAAGAUGAACCUGUUGCUGUUUGCGCCAGCUGUAUUCUUACUGUUGAUGGUUCGACAUGGCACGCUGGGCACUAUUCUUCGCCUGACAAUAUGUGCUGUCACUCAGCUGUUACUAGGCUUCCCAUUUCUAAAGGAGAACCCAGUCGGGUAUAUCAGCAGAGCAUUCGAUCUGGGCAGGCAGUUUUUCUUCAAAUGGACAGUAAACUGGAGGUUUCUCCCAGAGGAAAUAUUUCUGAACCGAAAUUUUCAUGUGGCGCUGUUGGCAGCCCAUGUGAUAGUGUUGCUGUUGUUCUUCCUCGUCAAGUGGAGAAAACUAUUCCCAAGUACUGUAUUUGGCUUCUUCAUGAAAAUUAGGACAAGAAACUUUUCUCCAGAUCAGAUUAUACUGCCCCUGUUUACAGCUAACUUCAUAGGAGUGAGUUUUAGUCGCUCCCUCCACUACCAGUUUUAUGUGUGGUACUUCCACACGCUACACUAUCUUCUGUGUUCCACGUCAUUGCCAGGAGUCUUGCGGAUCCUGGUGCUUGGUCUGAUUGAGCUGUGUUGGAACACCUACCCCUCGACAGUACUGAGCAGCGCCACCUUGCACUGCUGUCAUGCCGUCGUCCUUGGCGGACUUUUGUUAAACUCACGCUCGGACAAGAAAACAGAAUAAAAACAUCAACCGACUUUUCCUCAAAAUUGUGCACCUGGAGAUUUGAGGUUGAUAAGAUGUGACAUUAAAAUGUUUUAUCAUGAACAGUGGUCUCCCUUGUUGCCUGGCAGCUAAUGGUGAAGGGGUUCUUGAUGACAUCCUGUUGUGUUUCAAACAGACACCCAAAGUGCCAUGUUACCCUUUGUUUUGUUUGUGUGGUGUGUAUGCUGUUGCUGAACAAAUACAACAGAACCAUAUUGUAUUGAUACAAAAACUUUCACUAUGCAAACUGAAAUUAUGUUGGCCAACUUCCAUGCCAGUGAAGAGGAAAAUUUGUUAUAGGUAGACAACUUUUUUGUUGCUAUAGUUCGACAUUUUGGUGUAGAUGCUAACACCGGUAUCAGGCAAGUGAUGUUAGCAUCUACACCGAAACAUCGCAGCCAUUGCAAUACAAUAGCUGUCUACUCAUAAAUAUGGUUCCUCAACAGCUUCUAAUUGCCACUUAAAGAAUUUCAUGUCAGUGUUUUGUAUUUUAUCAAAAUGGUAAUUCAAACAAAAGCUUUGUUGUAAAGAUGCUUGUUUAAUUAAUAUCUAUGCCAGUCCUUGGGUCUAACAGAGUCAAGUACCAGAAAACAUAAACACUGUGUUCAAGUUACAAUCAUGGCAUGUAAUCCAGUUCUGAAAUCUCUAUGAAGAUGCAAUGUACAGGUAGCAUUAUGUUUCUCAGUUUUCUUGCUUGUUGUAAAAGUCAGCUGAAAGGUUUGACAGUUUGCCUCUUAUUUUCUGAUCUGUAUUCAUUAUUAUUACUGCUUGUUUAUAAUGGCUAAGAGGUGGUGCUAAUGGCUCGCUUUCCUAAUAGGUUUGAAUCAGAUGUGCAGAGUUACAUCCCCUUGGUGUGCAAGAAUCCUAUGAUCAUGGGUUUAAAUUUUGUGUUGUCCUUUGUCUCUUGGUUUGUCAGCACCAUACUUGUGGCUUUUCUGACAUCAGUGUGACACUUUAAGAAACUAGAAUACUGGACUAGGCAGAGUUAAACCUAACUCACUCGCUAAGUGAGAUGCUUUGGUUAAUUAGCUAUGUUGUUUCGUUUUGUUUGUCCAUCUUUUAUGAAAGUGUGUGGUGGAAUCAUGUCAGCAGGAAAUGCUAUUAAAACCCUUUGACACUUAUAAAUCAUGUGUAGAUAUU
Messenger RNA from Haliotis rubra (blacklip abalone), 2394 nucleotides. Its product is annotated as dol-P-Man:Man(5)GlcNAc(2)-PP-Dol alpha-1,3-mannosyltransferase-like. The record is from RefSeq and is a predicted model, not a curated record. Gene Ontology annotation, molecular function: dol-P-Man:Man(5)GlcNAc(2)-PP-Dol alpha-1,3-mannosyltransferase activity. Lineage: Eukaryota; Metazoa; Mollusca; Gastropoda; Lepetellida; Haliotidae. The coding region runs from base 1 to 1233 and encodes 410 amino acids. Gene Ontology annotation, cellular component: endoplasmic reticulum. The transcript is spliced from 9 exons.